AAAAGAUACACGUGUACAUAAACCUAGGAGAUUGCUGAAGGAGGCUGUAGCCAGCUUACCAGAAGGAUCAUUGAAAUCUGCCAUUAACAAAAGAUUUGGAUUUUAUGCAAAGAAAUUGAAGUUAUUGAUUUGUAAGCAUGAUAAAACAAAAGAGUUACCAGUACCAAGUGAAAAACAAAAGUUUCCUUAUAAUCUGUACACCAAGAAAACACCUUCACUCCCUGAAACAACGGACAAUGGCCAGACACAACAGAUAUAUGGCGCAUUGCUGUGUAGAAAGCUGGAUGUGGAUCCUGUGGAAACAUUGGUUGACUUGCUAGCUAAAAUUGAUGAGGAGAAUGUGGAGGUAUUGCUCCUUAACCUGACCUGUGGGAUAACGUCUUAUUUAGGUCUACUCAAAAUGAUGCAUCUAUAUAUUCUCAUUGUCCAACCAAAGGCAGAGAGCACCAUAGAUAAACAGAAGGCCCAAAGUUCGAGAAAAAAACUUAAAACAGAAGAUGCUGACAUGUGUCGAUCAUUAUGUGAUCAAGUGAAGAACUUCCUGUCCAUGUGCCAUCUUCGGCAUUCGACCAUGCAAAAGCCUGAGGCUUCCGGUCUAUCCGUACAGCUAUUGGGAUCUUCUGUCCUCCAUAUUGGCUGUAUUUAUCGAUCUGUAUCUUUUGACCAAUAGAAAAUCAAACAAACAGGAGCAGGCAUCCAGGAGGUUAUGUAAUGUGGCUUGUUACCUGACUGAGGAUAAACCAAGUUUCCGAUUGGACGCCAUCGUACAGAUGUCAAAGGUUCAGAUGAAUAUUGACCUACUGCUGCCGUUUGUUAGGAGGACCUUUGAGAAGAAGCCUGUUACAGGGGACUUUCAACACUACCUAAAAUAUGUGUUAGCCAUGCGGACUGUCUGUGAUAUCACUAAUGAAUAUAACAAUGAGGAAAACAGCGAGAUCCAUACUCUCAAAAUUCAGACUGCGAAGACCAUCCCUGCCCCCAAACGUUUCCUUGAUUGGUUAAUGAGCCAUAAUGACAGCAUAUUAGAUGAAAUGCCUGUGGAAGAUCGGCGCUUUAAGGGGUCAAAUGUCACCAGAUUCAUCCUGGAGGAGGCCGACAAUAAACUCCUGUCAUUACUGACUGACACUCUGACAAAUUUUGAUGAGAAGAUGGAGGAUCAAAGUUCCAAAAAGAGAAACAAAUCUGCCAAAAAGAAACGAAAAUUAGAGAGAGAGAUGAAUGGACAAGAAGACAUGCCAGAUUCUGAGCUGUUCUUCCUGGACACAGGUAGCAGUAAACAGAAUGAUGAUACAAAUACAGAGGAUCAUGUUACAAAAAAGAAUAAAAUAUCAAAAAAGAAACGAAAAGCAUCCAAAGAGAUGGAGGAAGAAGAAAACACACCAGACUCAGAGCUAUUCUUCCUGGACACAGGUGGCAGUACACAGGAUCAAGAUUCAGAAAUGGAGGAACACGUACCGAAAAAGAAAAAGAAACAAAAGAAGAAAAAAGAAUCUGAAGAGACAACUGGACUAGAAAAACAACAGGGUACACAGCUAUUCUUCCUAGACACAGUAGGAAAUCAGGAAAAACAGGCUACAAACAAACUAAAGGAGAAUCAGGAGACUGAAGUGUAUGUCAUUGACACUACAAAAUUCCAGCAAAAUCUGGAUGACAUUGAAAUUGUAGAUCAAGAAGAGAGUGAUGACUCGAUAGAAAUAACUGAUAUCACUAUCGGUGAACCCGCCAUAUCAUCUGGUGAUGAAGAGGAAAUUGAGGCUAAUGAGUCAGACAGAAGGGAUAUGGAGGAGGACGAAUCUGAUGUGGAAGGCCAGAGUGACGCCAGCAACACAGACAAUGAUGAGGAACAGAUAAAAAAAACUACUGAAGGAAAUCUAGUCAGAAAUAUUGGUGAAGCGAUGGAUGAAGAUAUUGUGGCAGAUGAUGUAGAUUCUGUUACAGAUGAGGGGAGAAAAGGAGAAUAUUCUGUUGAAGAUGAGGAAGAGAAAUCUGGCGAAGAAAUCAGUGAUGAUGAGUGUGCUGAGGACGACGAUGAAGUGGACAAUUCUGAAGAUUCUGUUGAAGAUGAGGAAGAGAAAUCUGGCGAAGAAAUCAGUGAUGAUGAGUGUGCUGAGGAAGACGAUGAAGUGGACAAUUCUGAAGGAAAAUCUUAUCAAGAACAAACAGAAGAAAUGCUGGCAACCUUUGUAGACAAAAGUCCCAGAGAAGUGCUGGAAGAGGAUACAGGUGAAAGGGAGAUAACUCUAUCGACACCUGAACAGAAGAAACCUGUCCCAGAGCUACCAGUGUCGGGAAGGUCUACUAGGCAGAGACAGACAUCUAAAAACAUUGUAGUCACUACUGGAGCAUCUCAACUAAGUGUUAAACAACAAAAGGGUAGUGGAACACCAGGCAUACAGGAAUCUCAGACUACCUCAGUACUGGAGAAAAAGCAAACACCAUUGUCAUUGAGGACGAGGUCUUCAGACAAACCAUCAGUCAUGUCGCCUAGAAAAUCCACACCUGGGAAAGGGUUGUCAGUCGUUCAGCCUGAAAUUACCUCACCCAAGAAACGAUCAUCAGUCACAAGUCCUGGAAACACAUCACCCAGCAAAAGAUCAUCAGUGGCUAGUCUUGGAAACACCUCACCCAGCAAAAGAUCAUCAGUGGCUAGUCUUGGAAACACCUCACCCAGCAAAAGAUCAUCAGUCGCCAGUCUUGGAAACACCUCACCCAGCAAAAGAUCAUCUGUUGACACACCUAUUGUUAAAUCAACCAAGAAACAAUCAUCAGUUGAUACACCUAAACUUGAGAAAAGGCUAUUCACAGAUGUUCUUGAGUUUACUUCAGAGGACAUAGAAGACAAUGUAUUUUCGCCAAAGAAACAGGUUAAGGGAGUAACACCAAAAAAAAAAGGUACAGGAGACAUGGAAGUGAUAGAUGGGUCAUAUUCAGGUGAAACAUCAGUAAAAACAUCAACAAGGAAACGAAGAACCGAACUCAAGACUCCAGAUCAAAGUAAACAAAUAGAUGGAGCCACUUCACGCAGAAAAUCCAAUAUCAAAAAAGAUAUUUUUGAUUUUGAAUCCGAUGAAGAAGUGAUUUUGAAAACAUUGGGAAGAAAGCAGAAAAGCGAAACGGAUAGACCGGAAACCCCCAAGACUGAGUCCAAUAGACUAAAAACUCAACAUACUCCCAAAACUGAAGGUGACAAAUUUAAAACUCCUAAAAGUGUAAAAGAAGGAAAUAAAUCCUAUUCACGGUCAGGGAAAGAGUCAGUAGAAAUUCUAAGUAAUGAAGUCAUUCCAGAUUCAAAUGAUUCUGAUGGUGAAAGUGGAGAGGACUUUCCCUUGUUGAAUUCUCCUAUUAAAGAGAGUUGUAAGGUCUCUUCAAGGUCUAAUAAAACCUCACACAGUAAAAAGGUUGUACCAACACCUGAUUAUACUGAUACUCCAAGGCCACAAAGGACCAAAAGGAUUUCUACAGAGAAACUUACAUCUUUAAAAUCUCACAAUUCACUUCCUUCUCCUGUAGUUGACGAUGUUCAGCAUUCUUCCAAACAAAGUCGGACAAACGGGAGGAAGUCUCGCACCAGUGCUAGUGUUGACUCUGAUGUGGACAUUGACAGUGGUGAUACUGCUGUGUCAGCACUUACUGCUGCUAACCUAGCAACAAAAGCAUCUCCAGAAAAACGCUACUCAUUGAGAGCUACACGGCAACGGAGGGAAUCUGGGGGUUCUAAUGUCAGUAACUCCUCAAUGGUGACACGGUCGAGGACGAGUGUUUCUGAGGAUUUAGAGUCUAACUUAUCACAGAACAAAACAAAAGUUUCCUCAAGGUUACAAACAUUGGAUGAGGACAAUGACUCGGAUAACAAGGUCAUCUCCAUUAAGGAAACACAGAUCCGAUCUUCAAAGAGGAAAUCAAUGUCGUCUACAAACGUUGAGUUACCACGUAAAUCAGGAAGACGAUUCUCUUUAAGAUAAAGAGAGGAAGACUAGGGCCUGGAUGUACCCUGUAGUUAAUGUUUUCAGCGGCAGCAUCUCAUCAGAUGUUCUCUAGAUUUAAUGGACCAAUCAACCACAUUUUCAUGAAGUCAUUACUGCUGUUAUUUUCCAAGAUUUUAAUUAUAAUUGUAAGGUUAUAUCAAUUUACAUACAAAUAUUUGUUGCAUUUAUAAUAAAUUCGAACAUUAAAUUUGCCAUAACAGAUAACUCCUGUAUUCUUAGGUUCUAUAUUUCUAAGGGAGGCAACUCUGAAUUUUGUUGGGAUUUUUUAAAAGAUUAAUGGUACCCAUAUUACUGUGUCAAAUCAUGAAGAAUAUAAUGUGAUGUAAGGAAUAUGAGUGAUUCAAAAGGUUUACUGUAUGUUGGUACCUGUGUAUGUAUAGAUUUACACAAGAUACAUGUUUUAUACCGUAUUUGUCCUUAAAUAAGCCCCCUUCUCUAGUGUAAAAGUUAGAAUUGAGGUUUAUUUUUGUAAUCAACUUAGCUUACUAUAUUAAAAUCCAUGGUUGUGCAAAAGAAGGGAGCUUAUUUACAGAAAAGCAUGGUAUAUAUAUAUUGAUUUAAAUGUUGUAAAUGUUUACUUGAUAUUCAUUAAAAAAAAACUAUUUCUGGCCCGAAUAUUCAAAGAGAAUGCAGUUUAUCUAUUUGUUUAUCAUUUUAUCAUUCAAUUUUUAUCAAUUUUUGUAAAUAAACAUGCAUAAACUAAAGCUAAAUUUUAAUUACAUGUAUAGUCAAGGGGACAAUAAAGAAUAAUACUAAAUUUGAAUUUCAUGUAUAAUCAAGGAGCCAUUUUCCUGUACAUUCAACUCCAUUAUUCUAAUAGCAGAAGUCUUUCUGUCCUAUACAUAAUAUAUACUGGUAUGUCAUCAUCAUGAUCGGUGACUGUGACAUGCAAUUUCUGCUUCACUGACUUUGGUCAUGUUUAGCAGUUAUCUUCAGUUCUGAUCAAAACAGGAUCAAAUAUAUUAUUGAUUGUAAGCUGUAAUACAAUGUAGCAACUUUUUCUAUAUUACGAAAAUAAUUCUAGGUCUCAGUUCCUUGUAAAGCAAAGGAAGCAGUCCUUCAGGCAGAGUUAGAUUUUUUUUGGAAUUAUUGGUGCUCACUCUAUAUCUGAAAUGUGUUUGAUUAAAUAUUGAACUAUUGUCAUUUUAUUUUUAGCUCAUUUGUUUGUAAACACUUAAUUACUAAGGUCAUGGUAUUACAACUUAAUUAACGGACUGGAAAUUUAAACCCCUGCUGUAUAAAGGAUGGAAAUGGACAUGUAGAGGAAUCACUCUGUACAUCUGUGUGUGUGUGUGUGUACUUGAGUAGAAGAAUGUUUCCAUGACACAAAGAUUGUGUAUCAGAUGUUUAUCAACCUGUUAAUGCCUUUACUUCAUAUUCACAAAUCACUAUCCUAUCAAUAAAUUCUGAUUAGGAAGUGGUGGUCAUAAGUCAAGGUUAAAGAGUCAAAAGUCAGACUUGACCAAUAGUGUAUCAUGAAUCCCUAAACAGAUUUAAUCCAUAUCCACAUUGUAGUGUUCUACGCCAGUUUUGUUGUGAUUGGUGAACAUUAAAUGGUUGAAUACUACACUAUCACAUUGUAAACAUUAAUAGACUGUGAACAGGAACUGUUAUCAGUCACAUUAAAUGAUGGGGGAGGGAGUGUUUCAGGAUAUCUCUAUGUGAGACCCUGCUUAAUUUCCUAUUACAUGUUUCUUUCAAAACAUUGUCUUUGACCUACUUUCAAGUUCACAGGUCAAUGGUGUAAAGAUUUUUCUUAAAUAUAUAAACAAUGUCUUUAGCCGAACUGUUUUUAGUCAUAAUAAACUCCAUUGUUGGAUUCUAUUUACAGUGCCAAUAUUCCAGGUAAAACUUCUGAUUUUAUAUAUAAAA
Pecten maximus is the source of this 5858-nucleotide messenger RNA. RefSeq names its product enolase-phosphatase E1-like. Bases 771 to 3962 code for a protein of 1063 amino acids. The transcript is spliced from 22 exons. Lineage: Eukaryota; Metazoa; Mollusca; Bivalvia; Pectinida; Pectinidae. The record is from RefSeq and is a predicted model, not a curated record.